Messenger RNA from Fusarium poae, 837 nucleotides. RefSeq lists its product as uncharacterized. Bases 1 to 837 code for a protein of 278 amino acids. The transcript has 2 exons. NCBI's taxonomy places the organism in Eukaryota, Fungi, Ascomycota, Sordariomycetes, Hypocreales, Nectriaceae. The record is from RefSeq and is a predicted model, not a curated record.
AUGCGUUUCAGCACACUCUACUCGUUGGCCAUAGGCCUUUCCGGUCUUGACAUUGCUGCGGCGAGCGUUUGCAAGCCAAAGCCUUCCGGACCGGCCUCUUCAUCGGCUGAGUCCGUUUCGACUUUAGGAACAUCGAGUUUGACCUUGUCUUCAGCUUCUUCCGCAACCUUUGCCAGCUCUACCGAAGCAGCCACUACCGAAGCCACGACUGUGGCUGAACCCACCACUACCCUGGAGGUUACCGAAACCGAGACUGCCACUACCGAAGCGAGCACCUCCGAAACCACUGCGCCAUCUGGUACAAUCUCAGAAUCUCUCGAUAUUCCCACCACCACUCAGACCACGGUUGCCAUUCCAUCAAGUACCGCUCUGCCAUUAUUCCGCGUCUUCGCUCAAGGUGGUCCCACCGAUGGUUUACCUCUCUUGGCCGACAGAAACGGACAAGCUAUUCUUCUCUUUGACAACAACGAAGGCGACUUCACCGAUGCUUUCUUCGCCGUUGACCCCGUCACCCAUCAUCUCAUGCUCGAUAACGAACAGCCUAUUUGUGGUUACUUUGGAGACAACAACGGGCUCGCCAGCUUGGUAAGAUGUGACCCUGGCCCAACGUCAGAGGAGGUCAAGAUCGAAUGCCAAGUUCCCGUAGCUACGGGCGAUUCUCUAGCAUGCAGUGUCGCCGCGUUGGUUUGUGACCCGAAUUGUAUGGCAAACGGCGAGACCUGGAGUACGUUGUAUAUUGAUACCUGGGGGGGAGAUGUCCGCCAUAGUUCAAAUCUCGGAUCUGACUCUGUGGAUGGAAAGUCCAAGGUACCAUUGAGAGUCGAGUUCCUUGCAUAG